GCGAGCGAGAGCGAGAGAGGAACCUGUACUGCUCUAUAACACAAGGAGAUAGGAAUUCGCCAGAGAUAAUAAUAAUAAUAUUUCCACACGGUUUUUUUGCAGAGUUGAACCCCGGGUCGAUGUUGUCAGUAGUCACACCGGCACACACAGCGGGUGUCCUCUCUAUCUCUGGCGGAUCUGGACUCUUAUAUAUAUUUGAACGUUCCGAGAGCUGAACCGGUCCCUUUUUUGGAGAGUGUUUGUCAGCGGUGUUGCUAACUGGUGAAGGAUAUGCAGUACGAGAGUUCAUCGUCACAUGAACUGGAAGCUUCCAAUGUGCUUUAAAGACUGAAGAGAAUGGAGAGAAGACAAUAAAAUGAAGAACACGAGUGUGACGGAAUAGUACUCAAAACGUCUUUCCACUGACGCAAUGAUGACCUGGAAGUAAGAAACAGCAAAGAGACUAUAAGCAUGUGUCAAAAUAAAUGAUAAAGCUACAUACAUUGCUUUUUAUGGUGCCUGUGGCAUGUAAAUAGUUUGAACUACUGAUUCAUUGACAGUGCCAGAGGAAGAUGGAUGGAUGGUGUUGCGUCCAGUAACUGGAGAGUGCUAACUGAGCUGCUGUGUAAGCAGCUUGAUCUCUGGAUGAUUGAAGGCAGAUAGCAAUUUAACUGAAGCACGCUACACUUCCCUAGAUGUGCAACAGCAGAUAGCAGUGGUUUUCAGGGUUUUUUGAGCUUGUGAAAGACCAGGUAGUACAGGAUAGUUUGGACUGUACAAUGAAUCCUAGAGACAGUGUGGAGCUGAUGGAGACCCGUGCAGCAGGGAAGGAUAAGCUGGGUGGAGACAAGGUCAACCAUAGUAAUGACAUUGAUGGCGAGGAAGACAAAACCCCCGGGGCUUUUGACUGCAACGUCUGCGGACGGAGCUUCCCGUUCCUCAGCUCUUUGUCACAGCAUAUGAGACGACACACUGGUGCUCGCCCUUACAAAUGCCCCUACUGUGACCACAGGGCCUCUCAGAAGGGCAACCUCAAAGUUCACAUCCGCAGCCACAAACUGGGCACACUCUCCAGCCACCACUCCAAUGAGGAUGAAGAGGGUGGGGCCGAGGAGGAGGAGAUGAGUGUUUCAGAGGGCCUUGAUGGAGGUACGAGUCCAACUAAGAGCAGCUCAGCCUGUAACCGGAUGAUUAAUGGGGAUAAUGGUGAGGAGAGUCGCAGGAAAGUGCCUGGGAGGAGCCUGAAAAGAGAAAAGCCUGUUACUGACCAGAGGCCAUACUGUUGCCGUCUGUGCGGCUAUGAGGCCUAUCGUGAAGAUCAGCUCCUCAGCCAUAUUGAAAAGGUCCACAUAACAGCAGAUGCAGAUGAAGAUACCACUGUUAAGGAAGAGGUUGUGCCCGAACCUGAUGUUGUCCAACCCCAAGUUGAUGGGAGCUUCCCCUGUGAGACCUGUGGCCAGGUCUUUACCCAGGCCUGGUUUCUGAAGUCACACAUGAAAAAACAUGCAGGGAUCCUGGACCACUGCUGUCGCAUUUGUGGACGACGGUUCCGUGAAGCCUGGUUCCUAAAAUCGCACAUGAAAACACACAACACCAAAUCCAGGGCACGGUCAAAAGGGGAAUCUGCUGAGCAACCAGCCACCAUCAAUGACGUAGCUCAGGAUCCCGAAGUUGUCACUAGCCACAUUACAUCCAUCUAUCAAGUGUGUUCCAAAUGUGGGAACCUGUUCCACAACAAAGAGAGCCUGAGGGCCCAUGAAAAAAUCCACAGUGUCAGCUAUGGCAAGAAAUCCCAGAGCCAAGGCCAACUCUGUGAUGAUGAGGACUCACCAGCUGCUAAGAGACGUUUCCUUGACUGCUUAAACCUCCAGCCUGUUGAGAAAAACACUGUGGAUAAAGAGGAGAGUGAAAAGCUAGGUCAAAGAAUCCCAGAGCUUGAUCCAUUUUGCAGCUACCAGGCCUGGCAAUUAGCUACAAAAGGAAGAGUUGUUGAGCCAGUGGACUCAACUUCCAAGGGCUCCUAUGGUGUAGGAAGUAUGGCAGAGGAAGCCCUUGCCGGGGCCGCUGUGGUUUUUGAGAAGGAGAGCAGCCGUUAUGUCCUGCAAGGUCAAGAGAAACGCAGCUCUGGGCGACGCAGCAGCUCUGGUUUUGGAAGCCAUGCUUCUUCAGGGGACCGGUCACCAGAGAGCCUCAGCGAUUCUGAGUACCGGCCUUCGUCUCGCCAGGAACGUCGGCGACCAUCUGCCUCCAAGUCCACCAACGAAUGCUUUGAGUGUGGGAAGGUGUUCCGCAGUCGUCACCAGAUGAUCGUCCACCAGCGGGUACACAGGAAGGACGGAGGAAGGGCAUCUGUGGGCUACAAGGAAAGAACUACAAGAGACGACCGAUGGGGCUCCACCAGUGAUCCCGAGUCAGGCUCUCCAAGCCGGCCCAGCACCCCGGGGUAUGGGGACUCUCCCCCAGCCUCCACCCUCGUGAACCAGGCCUCAGAGAUGGGUACGGCAAAGUCUGGAGAGAUUACAGAUGAGAAGCCUUAUGUCUGCAGCCUUUGCGACUUCGUCAGCAGAGAUCUGCAGGUCUAUUUGACUCAUGUUCGUGUCCAACAUCCCGUUACCCCCGGAGAUAGACCCAGCCCUAUUCCCAGCCCCUGCUCCAGCUCAGGCAGAGGCACCCCAAAUGGUUACCCCAAGCUGAAGAAAGUUCUUCUCCAGGGGUUGAACAACUCUGCAUCUACUCCUGCUUACCUCUCAGCUAGAUCCUCCCCACUCGACCCCAGCAUGACCCCUGUAGAUCUUUGCAUGAGGGCCAAUGGCUGCAGGGGCAUAGCCUCCCUAACCCAGGACAGGAAAGGCCUCCCAAGCCACAAGUGCUCAUUCUGCUCCCACUCCACCCGCUACCCUGAGGUGCUCUGGAUGCAUCAGACUGUGGCUCACCGCAUCAACAGCAGUAGCUCCAAUCUUGCUCCGAAAUGGGCCCUGAAAAAUAGUUCCAAGGGCUCCAGGGACAACUUAUUAUCCCCCAGGAGACGCACUGGUCCCCCACCAAUGCUUGAGGGGAAGGAAUGCCCAUCGCUGCCUCAAAUGAUGCGUGCCCAACGCACCCGGCCACCAACUAACUCUAACGAGGUUCCAAAGAAGAGCAAGCCAGCCAGUCAAGCAGCUAUGCCAUCAUCAUCAUCCUCCUCCACCCCGUCUUCCUCGACCGCCAGAGACUCCUCAUCCACCUCGGGAACCCAAGCAGUGAGAGUCCCAGUCCGGCCUGGCAGCAGCAGCAGCAGCAGCAGCAGCAGCAGCAAAGCCAGCAGUGUCAGACACAUGGAGGACCAGAGUCAUCAGUCUCGCUUUAGACCCAAAGUGGAUAUUUACCCUCGGGGCGGCUCGUCGUCUUCCUCCAGCCCCUUGGAGAAAAGCACCGGUGCCGCCUCACGCUCCUCAGCCCCAAGCCCCAGCGUAGCUUCUGCAUCCCGGAUCUCUGACCGCUAUGUGAUGCCUCAAGAGGGCCUCGGCUUCAUGCUGUCCAGCAAACAUGGCCUGGCAGAGUACAGCCGAGCUAGAGGUUUCCCUCAUCAGUCUCUUCCCAACUCCCACGGCCAAAGCCGGGUUAAAGCUACUAGGCCCAGCACCAUUACCCAUAGCUCCGCUGCAGGGCACAACUACGGAGCCUACCAGGCACAUGGAGGCACUUUGCUGAACUCUUCCUCCACUUCCUCCUCUUCUUUGCCUUCAGAGGCUCGUAUAGAUGUCAAGCAGGAGCCAAUGGCAGAGUCGUCAGAGACGCCAACAGACAUUCUCGGUCUUCUCAAUAACUACAGCCCCCAUGAACUGGCUUCCCUCUACCACCGCUGGGGGGCAGCCAAUGCACUGAUGGAUCCCACUGGGAUGCUGAGGUCUCUGAUGCGGCAGGGACAGUACUUCUGCCACGAGUGCGGGAAGAGUUUCAGUCAGCCCAGCCACCUGCGUACUCAUAUGAGAUCCCACACAGUUGGGUAUGAUUUUAACGGACUCCACAGAGGUACUGACGCUCACACCACCGCUUCUGAAGCUCCCAAACAAGGGAGAGGCCAUUCUGCUGCCAGCUCUGCCCAUACCGAGCAUCUCAGAAAGGGAACCUAAAGACACACGUCCAAAGUGUCCACCAUUUGCCUUUUGAUAACAGCCAGUACCCCGACACAAGAAGUCUAUUACUGAGCCAAGAGGAGCAAGGAGCGCUGGCUGCCAAACACACACCAACGCCAUCACAACAGCGAGAGUAACCGAUCUGGACUAAGACCCGGCUAGUCAGGGACAACCCAAAAAAAACCCACCAUUCCUAAAAAUAAAAGGACUGGAAGUUGGACCAAAGACUCAUGAUGGACUUUUCGAACCUCUCCUUGCCACCUAUCACCCUUUAAUGAACUUAGACCCAUUUUCUACAAUGAAGUCUCUUGUAGUUUUCUUUCUUUUUUAUUUGAAAUAAGAAGGUGGUUAAAGCUGUGCUAGGCAAUUUUGAAAUCACAAGCGUAAGCAGGGAAGAGUGUCUUAUCUACCAACAAAAAAUUAUUCUGCUGUUAGAAAUUGGAAAGAAAUUAAAGUAUCCUCACCAGAAAUCGAUAUGUUGCUUCUUCAGAUUGACAACAUUUAGCAGGUUGUGUGUAGUGUACAUCACCUUUAUUGAACUCUGAAUAUAGAACUCCCUAAAAAUAUCUCUUGCCGUCAUUCAGAGGUACAAACCGAUGUCAACCUGUGCAGCUUUACAAGAAAAGCAAAGUUAAAACAAAGCGGAGAAACUGAACUUGAAUGCAACUGCUAGCUUUUAGAAUCAAGGACUAUGGCAUUGCAUGGCUGCUGUAGUUAUCGUUCCUUUUCUUUGUUUUAGCUUUAUUGUAGAAGAGUGUGUGCAUUCCUCAGGACACCAAUCACCAGAGUUGAGAGAGAAAAAACGCUUCGCAAUUGAUCUACAGUCAAUUGACGCAUUGCAAGUUCUUUUUUCCUCUGGGUUUAUGAAGAUUUACACUUGCAUCUGUCUGUGUGUAUGUGUGCCUGUGUGUUAAACUCACUUCCCUCCACUCCAAAGUGUAAUGUUAGCAGUGCAGUGACCACUCUAAGGAUGUGUAGCUGAUGAUUAGAAGGAGAGAGAGGUAGGAUUAAAGACAGAAAGAAAACGCUAAUGGGGGUGUCUGCUUUAGUGCUCAUUAAAAAGAGUGUGCGUUUUUAAUAGCCAAUAUAAAUGAGCGUACCAUUUUUUAUUGCCGUUCAAUUAUUGUCCAUUAUAGAGGAAGGGACUGAGUGGAGGCAGUUUCCCUCCAUAACUCCAUCAAAUUAAGGAGUGUUUCCGGCACUUCUGACUUUGAGUUAGACCGACUACAAAACAGUAGGGAUGACAGGAAGAUAAACUAUUCAUUUGUGCUAUUACAAAAGAGAAUAUGGUACUAUUAAGUGUUAGCUCGUGAAGAUGUAUCUUCAUUUCAUACUGCUAAAGGGUAACACAGACUUUUUGGCCUUAAAGCUUUGGUACCAAAAGCAAGCCAGUCUCUCUGGUUGAAAGCCUGUGGCACAGAGUUUUUAGUACCAACGUUACCUAAGGGGCAACAAGCUAUUUAAAGGAAUAUUUCACCCUCAUUAUUACCAUUUGUAGAUCAGUUAAUCAGCCUGUGUUAUCUUGAAAACUUGAAGAGAUUUUAUUUUUUCCUCUCAUGCCUCCAUAAGUUAUUUAUUUACAAAUGCCAGUUUUGCCCAUAUUGGGAAUAAUGUAUUCCUUUGAUUGGAUAGGAGAAUAUCAAAAACGUUUUUUCUUCUACACAAAGUAAAAGUUUAUUUUUGUGUUACUAUUGUAUAAAGUGAAACGUUUUACCGUUAGACCAGGCGUCUAAACAUGACUCAAAUGAAACUAUUUCAGAAGCAAAAUUCAUUGCCAGGCUAGCUGUGGUAAUGAUCUUAUCAUCUAAAUCUUUAUCCCAAAUAUCCAAAACUAUUCCUUUUUAAACUUGAAGCAACCAGAGAGCAGAGCUUAUUUUGCUACCAAACAUUUAAGCAGACUAAACGAAUCAAACUCUCAUACUGUUGGCCUCUUUGAGGGUAGAUUUGCAUUCUAGCAAGAAAAGAGUGAUGAGGUCAGAGAAAAGAGGGAGAGAGCAGCCAGAAGUUAGGAGGUCAGGCUUCCAGAGAGUUCAGCUGUGCAUACAGGAGUUGGAGACUUUUUGAAGUAUAUUGAAUUUAAGAGCCGUCACAGCCUUAACACUGGUGGGUGUGAAUUAUUGUGUGUGUAUGUGCAUUCUAAAUCCUCUCUGUACUGUACAGGAGGUUGACUUGCCACUUUUGUGUACUCCAGCCUUCCUCUAGAUGCUUUUAUACUAGCCUACCUCCUCUGCAAUGAAAGUGUUUUUAGUUAUUGGCUGGUGGAGUAGGAGGAGAUGCUCUCUUUGUGUCCUGGGCUUGUUUUUUUUUCUCUUCAACAGCCUCCACAUCUUGCAAAAAGCCAUGCAUUGACCAUAGAAUGUAUAAAAUAAGUGUAUUUAGCCACCAUGAAGUCACCCCGUUCAAGGUUGAAACUUUGGGUUUGAAAUGUAUGCCAUGUCAUCCCUUUCUUUUUUGGAUCCGGAAGUGACUAAAUGUAGGUAGCCAAGCCCUAAUGAGUACCCUGCUUUAUCUUCUAUUUUACUUUAAAUGGGAACGUUAGAAACAUAAAAUAAUUAGAGUUAGGGGUGUAAGGGUUUACUGGGGUAAAAAAAUCAAUUGAGAAGUAGGGUCAUUUUCUCAUAGACUUCUAUACAGUUUGACCUCUUUUUGCAGCCGGUGGUUUCUCCCCCUGAUGGUAUUUACAAAUAGUGCAGGUUUAGGCACUUCUGCAUUUGCUUCAUUUUCCAGACCCUAAGGCUAUGUCCACUUCUUUUUAAACAGUCUAUGGUCUUGCCACGAUGGGGAAAAGAGAUGAAAGCGAGAAAGUUGAAAGCAAAAUUACACAGCAAGAGUUGAAAUGUGGAGACAUUUUGUACGCAUAAGAUCAAAAAUCAAAGCAGUUAAAAGAAUACGGAACAUAAAGAGUACUAUACUUCCAAUCUAUUUGAAGACCUCAGCAGUUUUUCCCUAAUGAUGAAAUGGUUGCUAUACCAGUGGGUUGUGUGCUUACAGCGUUGUGUGCUUGACUAUGCCUAAUCAUACACAAAUGUGUGUAUUGAAGGUGUGGGUAGUGAAAAUACUUGAAACGGAUACUCUAGCCUUCGAGGUAGUGUAGUACUAAUACCAAUGUUGUACAGAAUUCCCUUUAAGAUUAACUCCUCAGUGAUGAAUUUGUACUCCGAAGUGUGACUUAGAAAAACGUUGAAGCAGGAGUGAGUGUAUGUAAAAUAAAACUGUAUAUAAGUAAUCCACUCUUACCAAACCCUUAUAUACAGCGGUAGAAACCAAAUGGCAUUACUAGUGCACUUAGACUAGGUUACUGCUUUAACCAUUCUCAUUUUGUCCAAUACUAGCUAAGGUUUCUUUGAGAAUGUCUUUUUAAUGGUGCCGGCUAACACACUGCAAUGUCACUUGGGGUUUAGAGGCUUUUUGUUAGGAUGAUUCCAUAGAUUUCUAUUGACAAAUGAUUUGUUUUGUGACAGCUGUGUGGCACUGCUUGGAUAAUUGGAUAAUUCUAGGUGCAGCAGUGGUUAUUUUUUUCAUAAUAAAGAUGUAAGAGUGUGUUUUUAGUAUUUCUCUUUGCUAAACUGUAGGAUUUGUUCAGUAGCUAGCCAUGGGUGCCCUCCCACAGGGGCUGGCAUGUGUUGUCCUUUAUUCUUUGGUUGGGUUUUUAUCGUGCCUCUUAAGUUGUAUUAUUUGUGUCCGUAUUGCUUUUUUAAUUAUUAUUUGUUAUGAACUUCAUGAUUAAUUUACCUUAGAAGAAAUUAUUAUUCCAAAUGUGUUUGGUUGAUAUCUGUAUUUAUUAUCACUUCAAACAGGUUUAGAGGACAGAGGCAGACAGGAGCGUUUGUUGAAUUUGAUAAAACAAUUUUCCUGGGUUGUUUUUUUGUUUUUAUACCGUGUAGUUUUCAUGCCAGCAAGCCGAUGUGAAAGCUCUACCUCGUCUGAGCCAUUCUCAGUUCUGUUACACUUUUGUACAUCAUUUCAAAAAGAUGUAAUGUCAUGUCCACAAUAAAAGACACACAAAAUGGCA
This is a messenger RNA of Eleginops maclovinus (Patagonian blennie), 8106 nucleotides long. Its product is annotated as zinc finger protein 516-like. The transcript has 6 exons. Gene Ontology annotation, molecular function: RNA polymerase II cis-regulatory region sequence-specific DNA binding; DNA-binding transcription factor activity, RNA polymerase II-specific. NCBI's taxonomy places the organism in Eukaryota, Metazoa, Chordata, Actinopteri, Perciformes, Eleginopidae. The coding region runs from base 759 to 4091 and encodes 1110 amino acids. Gene Ontology annotation, biological process: regulation of DNA-templated transcription. Gene Ontology annotation, cellular component: nucleus. The record is from RefSeq and is a predicted model, not a curated record.